GUCAUCAUAACCGUUGAAGGUCUAUGCUGUUAGUUCAGCAAGCGAGACGCUUACCUUUAUUAUUACAACAACUGACUGAAAUCACAAAUAACAACGCAACAUACUCUCAUGAUCACAUUAACUUAUUAGCAAGUUAGCUGGUGACAUGUCAACAGCAGGUACCCUAGCAGGUUGACUACAGUGGGGCGAUGCGGCUAACAAGCUAACUAACCAACCCAAGCAAGUUCACGUCACCUGGACGUUAAUUAACAUUUGAGGAUGUUCAACAUGAAGUCAUGAAGUCCAUAAUAUCUGGGCUGCACUUGAAAUUUGCAGAGAAGACCUGGAAUGAAACCUUUCAGCUUGUCCGAAGAUGCAUGGACAAACCCAAAGAUGAAUCCAAACCCUGUCAGCUGCUGGUUAGAUCUCUGGAAAGGCUCCAGGAAGUGGUUACUGUGUCCUCUAUGAAUACCAUGAGGUCUCGCCUGGAAAUGAUUGCCAAACAACAAGGAAUGGGCUUCCAUAUUACUGAGGCCACAUGCUACCUGACAGCCGAUCUGUUCUACCUGGAGGUGGUGUUGCUGCCGUGUGGCGGGACGAAGGAGGUGAAAGUGGCUCCACAUGGAGGAUUCCCUGUUGUAAGUGGAUUACACUGCCAUUCACAUUACUCCCCUUUACUCCUGAUAAUAAAAAUUUUAAUUGUCUUGCAGCCCAGUGAGUCCCUUCUUCAGCCGCUGAGGUCAAAACAUUUUGCUGAGUUCUCUGGGAAGUUGGCAGACCUCUUCACUCAGUACAACAUCCCUGGAGACAAUGAAAGCAAAUUAAAAUUGUUUGCAUCUCUGCAAUGCCUCGGGAAAGACUUGGAGCAAAUAUCACAUUUACCAAGGUUGCCAAAGGACUCUGACCCCCAAGCUGACAUGAUUAACAAUGGCAGGAUUGGGUGUCUGAUAGCUGGAAAAGAAGAUAGCCCAAUGAAGAUCCAGUUCUAUAUCACCCCGACUGAUGGAAUGAAGACCUCAGAUUUACAAAUGACAGAGACGGUCGUCCAGGCAGCCCAGGUGAUUGUCGGUGCCAGUGAUGUGACCCACAUGCUUCAGAUGGCAUCUGUGAUCCCACAGCCUCCACAGCUGGAUGCUCAGGGUCAUCCUGUGUUCCUGACGUUGAGUGAGGCGCCGCAUGAGGCGCUGCCUGCCUGCUUUCUCCUCAAACUGCAACCCGCAAUACCAAUGACGUUGUCUUUUGUGAAAAAGCUCAGCCACAUUACAGAUGUGGCCAUACCAGAUGUUGACCUGCAGUGGGCGCCCUUACCCAAGCUUCUCAUGAGACGUUCACGUGCAAACGGCCAUGGGGAGACAUUAGAUGAGCAGGAUAUUAUUUGUACAGUGCCUCUUCCUGGUGGUGUGAUGCACAGUUAUAUCCUCCCUGGAGAUGCAUGGGAGGUGCCUGCCCUGAGAGGGACUGUAGUGGACAGUGUUCCCUUCGCUCACCCAGCCCGAGUCCCGGCCCUGCUGGACCUGCUUCGACAUCAGUGUGCCAUCAACACCCUGCUGAGGAGCUGCAUCACUUCUCAGUGUGCCGGAACAGAUUUGGCGUGUGACCUGCACUUUGAAGUCCUUCCGGAGUCUGAGACCAGCUUUUCUGUUACCUUCCACCGACCUGACGUCGACUCCCUCGCUGUUUUGCUGGUGAACGUAUCUGGUUUGCAUCAGAUUACCUGCACUUUGUUCGGGGCAGGAAUAGGGGAGGCUUCUUUGGAUGAAUACCUUUCCACUGUCAUGAAGAGGUUCAUGUCUGUUCCUGUUACAUUGAGGACAUUGUACAGCAAGCUAGAGAAGAUCACCUCUGCUCCAUUUUCUCCCAGCCGCCCUGCCACCACAGAGGCCGAAAAUGACCACUCGGCUCCCUCAAGCACCGCUGUGAUGGACACCAACGGCGCCUUGACCACGUUGUCCCAGAGUGCAGCUGUGCCAGAGGUCAGCUUCAGUGUUUCUGGAUCGUCUGUAGACAAGUCUGAGCUCUCUGAGCUCCUUCCUGAAAUAAACACAAGUCCUGCUGUCAACCCUUACCCGUUCGAUCCUGUGGGUGUGUCACACUCGAUGACCAAUAGUGGCCAACUGUCAGAGCUGACCUAAAACUGUGUGUUUACAUGUGAUGACCUUAAGUUUAAGCCUUUUAUAAUGUGUCAUUUUUAGAUUUGAAUAAAUAUUUUUGGGUAAAGCAA
Messenger RNA from Sander lucioperca (pikeperch), 2200 nucleotides. RefSeq lists its product as uncharacterized. The record is from RefSeq and is a predicted model, not a curated record. NCBI's taxonomy places the organism in Eukaryota, Metazoa, Chordata, Actinopteri, Perciformes, Percidae. Bases 276 to 2111 code for a protein of 611 amino acids. Gene Ontology annotation, biological process: cellular response to thyroid hormone stimulus; regulation of transcription by RNA polymerase II. Gene Ontology annotation, cellular component: mediator complex. Gene Ontology annotation, molecular function: nuclear retinoic acid receptor binding; nuclear vitamin D receptor binding; transcription coregulator activity. The transcript has 16 exons.